Penicillium chermesinum is the source of this 903-nucleotide messenger RNA. RefSeq lists its product as uncharacterized. The record is from RefSeq and is a predicted model, not a curated record. The coding region runs from base 1 to 903 and encodes 300 amino acids. Gene Ontology annotation, molecular function: protein binding. NCBI's taxonomy places the organism in Eukaryota, Fungi, Ascomycota, Eurotiomycetes, Eurotiales, Aspergillaceae. The transcript has a single exon.
AUGAGCACCGCCUGGGCCUUGAUACGAAGUGCAUUCUUAUCGAUCAAAGAAGCUGUGGUGAAUCUUCAUCAUCGCCAAUUGCCAGAUCUCCUGGCUAUUUUGCUCAUGCUGCAGCGCAAUAAGCACACGGAUCCCAUCCAUGAGUCCAUGACCAGAUAUCUUCACCUUACCGCAAGAAAGUACUUAUUCCAAGAUAGUCCAGUUCGGGCCGUGUUUGAAUCCUUACCGGGGUUACCGAAGGACCCUGCUGGACACCUUUUCCUUGCGUACGAUGCCUAUUGUCGGGCAAUUUGGAAGCAUAACACGGGAGAUGGUGGAAUAAAAGCUCUCUGGUCUUUCAAUCAAGCCAGCUUUCCACGUGCCGAAGAGGGAGGAUUCUAUGAAAUUUUAAAAGGCAUGCAGCCAGAGGAUAUUGAAAUUCAAUUGCGAUUGGUCGAAGAAGACUGGGGCCCCUGCAGCACUGAGACCUUCAGCUUGUGGCACAUGGUGGCUCAAUGGUUCUAUCGAAAUGGAGAGUUUCGAUACAUGGAGUCCUUUCUCCAACAGUUGUGUGCUCGCGUCCACGGUCUUGAGAAUGAGUUCAACUAUGCCGAAGAUCAUCAGCUAAAUUUCAACUGUAUGAUGAGCUUUUCUCUACUAGGGGUGGCUCAAGAGUCACAAGGAGACCUGAUUAGUGCAAUGGUCGCAUUGCACCGAUCGAUCGCUAUUCGAAGCCAAAUCAUUCCGAAUGGCAUGUGGGAUCCCGGCAAGUUGGCUGCAUUGCGAAAAUUAAGAUCGAUCGUCCAAAGACUUGGCGAUGCCGCUCAAGCAAGUUAUUGCACAGAGCAAAUUGACAGCAUGUAUGCAUCCCAAGAGAGAGAAGACAGACAAGAGCAGCAACUAUCGGGCGCUAGGAGAAAUUGA